Messenger RNA from Diospyros lotus (date-plum), 1542 nucleotides. RefSeq names its product transcription factor IBH1-like. Gene Ontology annotation, biological process: regulation of DNA-templated transcription. The transcript has a single exon. Bases 452 to 964 code for a protein of 170 amino acids. NCBI's taxonomy places the organism in Eukaryota, Viridiplantae, Streptophyta, Magnoliopsida, Ericales, Ebenaceae. The record is from RefSeq and is a predicted model, not a curated record.
ACUCAAUUCAAUUCUAUAAUAUUACAACGAUGAAAGAUUGAUUCCCCAAACUCUCCUCUUUCCCCACCGUCCAUUCUCAAUCCUCUCUCUCUCUGAGUCUCUCUCUCUCUCUCUCUCUCUCUCUCUCUGGUUCAAGUAGAUAUUGUGUCAGAGGAGGUCGUGAAGUUUCCUUUUUGUCCUUGUGAGGAAGAAGAAGGCCCCUUUACUUACUUUGUGUCAGAAGAAAAUCUUUCAUGUCCAAUGGUUAUUUCAAUUCUGAUGACUGUUUCAUUCCAUCGCAAGAACCGACCAACCCCUUUGUAGAUCAUAUAAACACUACCUUAGAUUCAGCUUUCAGCUUUACAUAAGUGCCCAUGUGUCCGAAACCCUAAUUUUGCUGUCACGUACGCUCGCACUAGUCUAGCUUCUUCUCUUUAUUGAUCUCCACACACAUAUAUAUAUAUAUAUAUCGAUGAAGCCUACUAGUUCCAUUAGAACUAGGUUUGCUUAUGGGUUUCUUAGAGCCAUGAAAAGGCUCAGAAACCGCAGAAGACCUGCCGCUUCAUCAUCAUCAUCAUCAUCAUCUGCAGCGCGAGCGGCUUUUGGACGCUAUCGUAAGCUAAAGAUGGUGGCCGAUGCGUCAAUGGCUUCGGCAGUGGGGUCGAGGAGAGCCUGGAGCAGGGCCUUGCUCUGGAAAAUUACCCGUCGCCAAGCGCUGGUGCGGCGUGCUUUGGCGGGAAAAAGGAGAAGGUCUGGUGGAGACGACAGCGGAAUUAGAAGAUCGGUAGUAGUAGAAAACGAGGGUACCCAAGAUCAUCAUCAUAAUCAGUCUGGUGUUGCCCAAACUGAUAUCCUUCGAAGGCUGGUUCCAGGAGGUGAAAGCAUGGAUUUGUACAGCUUGUUGGGAGAAACUGCACACUACAUAAAGUGCCUUACCAUCCAGGUAAAAGUGAUGAAGAAUAUUGUCGAUUUCUGCUCUACCUGACUACUUUGGCCAUACGUACUUGCAGUAUCAUCAUAUGAUGGAAAAUAUAAGUACAAAUUAAUUAAUAAAUCCCACAGAGAGAGAGAGAGAGAGAUGUUUCGCCAGGAAGUUACAUGCAGUUGUGGAAACAUACAUACAUACAUAUAUAUAUAUAUAUGCAGGAUGAAGAUCAGGUGGUCUUAAAUUUGCAGAUGUAAAUGAUCAUGGAAAUAUAUAGCUUCUAAGUAGAAGCUAGCUUUUAAAGAUGUAGAAUGUAAAUUAUAGACAGAUAUAUGCAUGAGUGUAUUCUGGAAACUGAUGGCUUUAAAGUUCCCCAGUACAGAUCUGUUGCUUGUAAUUCUACGCUUUUAUCCAUCCAUCCAUCCAUCCUUGUAGCUCUUCAGGCUGUUUGUUGAUUCCUUUGCCUCUUUAAUUAUUUGUUUGAUCCAAAUGGAACCUACUCACUCUCGCCGUGCUUCAUUUAUAUCUGCAUUUGAUGAUUACUAAUCGUUGAUGUAUUGUAAAGGAAUUUUUCUGUGUUCGCUUGAUGAUAAAAUAAAAUAAAAUUAAAAAAAAAAAAAAAAGAAUCCCCUUUAAUA